Molecule: messenger RNA, 11970 nt
Organism: Galeopterus variegatus (Sunda flying lemur)
Lineage: Eukaryota; Metazoa; Chordata; Mammalia; Dermoptera; Cynocephalidae
Gene: SPTBN5
Product: spectrin, beta, non-erythrocytic 5
Biological process (GO): actin cytoskeleton organization
Cellular component (GO): plasma membrane; cell junction; cell projection
Molecular function (GO): phospholipid binding; actin filament binding
Source: RefSeq, a predicted model, not a curated record
AUGAGGCCCUGCAGGGCAGUGAGGGUGGAAGGCGUGGAGCGCGGGGAGGCCUGGCAGCAGCGGCCUGGGGGACUGACUGGAUCUGAGGCUGCCAGUGAGGGUCUGGGCUCAUCCCAAGCUUUGGAAUUCAGCCAGCGUCAGCCCCUGCUAUCUGCCAUCUCCAUCUAUCCAGCAGGGCCUCCUCCCAAGGACCCAGACAUCACCAAGGAGCAGUGGCCAAUCACUGUGGUCAAGGGACCUGGUAGCAGGGGCUCUGAGAAGAAGAACCUGGAAGGGAAACGUCCAGUGGCUUCUUGUCCCCAAAGGGCUGCGGACCUGAAGGUGGAUCAGCCCCACCAUCCCCAGCAGGUCCUUGGGGCUACACAUCACUUGGCAGCAGGUCCAGCCACAGAGCUCUGGGUCCCACCCAGUCCAGGUCCCACCAUGGACUCUGAGUACGAGAUGGGCCACAUUCGCAAGCUGCAGGCACAGCACAUGCGGAUGCAGGAGAAAACCUUCACCAACUGGAUCAACAACAUCUUCCAGCACGGCCGGGUGGGCAUCAAGAUCCAGAACCUGUACACAGAGCUGGCCGAUGGCACCCAUCUACUGCGGCUGCUGGAGCUCAUCUCGGGGGAGGCCCUGCCACCCCCCAGCCGGGGCCACAUGCGUGUGCACUUCCUGGAGAACAACAGCCGAGCUCUGGCCUUCCUCAGGACCAAGGUGCCAAUACCCCUCAUUGGGCCAGAGAACAUCGUGGACGGGGACCGGACACUCCUUCUGGGACUCAUCUGGGUCAUCAUUCUGCGUUUCCAGAUUUCUCACAUCUCCUUAGACAGGGAGGAGUUUGGGGCCAGUGCAGCCCUGCUAUCUGCCAAAGAAGCUCUGCUAGUCUGGUGCCAGCGAAAGACGGCCGGCUACUCCAACGUGGACAUCACCGACUUCUCCCGCAGCUGGAGUGACGGGCUGGGCUUUAAUGCCCUCAUCCACGCCCACAGGCCAGACCUGCUGGACUAUGGCUUCCUGAGUCCAGACCGCCCACUGCACAACCUGGCCUUUGCUUUCUACACGGCUGAGCAGGAGCUGGGCAUUGCUCAGCUGCUGGACCCCGAGGACGUGGCAGCCCUACAGCCAGACGAGCGCUCCAUCAUGACCUAUGUCUCUCUCUACUACCACUGCUUCUCCCGCCUGCACCAGGGCCAGACGGUGCAGAGAAGACUCGCUAAGAUCCUGCUUCAGCUCCAGGAGACAGAGGCGCUGCAGACCCAGUACGAGCAGCUGGUGGCCGACCUGCUACUCUGGAUUGCACAGAAGCAGGUGCAGCUGGAGGCACGGGAUUUCCCAGACUCGCUGCCCACCAUGCGCCAGCUACUAGUGGCCUUUGCCUCCUUCCGCACCCAGGAGAAGCCGCCUCGGCUACAGCAGCGAGGGGCCACGGAGGCCCUGCUCUUCCGGCUCCAGACACUGCUCCGAGCCCAGAACCGCAAACCUUUCCUGCCUCAUGAAGGCCUGGGCCCUGCAGAGCUGUCCCAGCGCUGGGCAGGACUGGAGCGGGCAGAGGCUGCACGGAGCCUAGCCCUGCAGCAGAAGCUGCUGCAGCUGGAGCGGCUGGAAACUCUGGCCCGGUGCUUCCAGCGCAAGGCGGCCCUCCGAGAGAGCUUCCUAAAGGACAUGGAGCAAGUGCUGGACAGGGACAGAGCCCCACCAGUCAGCCCAGCCUCGGUGGAGGUGGCCACCCAGAGGCUGGGCAUGCUGGAGGCUGGCAUUCUGCCCCACGAGGGGCGCUUUCAGGCCCUGGCUGAGAUCGCAGACAUCCUCCAGCAGGAGCAGUACCACAGCUGUGCAGAUGUGGCCCACAGGCAGGAGGAGAUUACCCGGCGCUGGCAGAGGCUCCUUCAGCGUCUACAGGGGCACAGGAAGCAGAUGGCAGGCAUAGAGGCUGUGGUGAGUCUGCUGCAGGAGGUAGAGGCUGCCUCCAACCAGCUCCAGGAGCUACAGGUGCCUGCUAGCUCCACAGCCUGCGGGCAGCAGAUAACAGAGGUACUGGAGUUGCUGCAGCGGCAUGACUUGCUGGAGGCCCAGGUCUCAGCCCACGGAGCCCACGUGAGCCAUCUUGUCCACCAGACCACAGAGCUGGACUCCUCCCUGGGCACCAGUGUGGAGACACUGCAGGUCAAGGCCAGAGCACUGGCCCAGCUCCACCAGAGCGUGGUGUCUCUUGUCAGGGCCCGGCGGGCCCUGCUGGAACGGACCCUGCAGCAGGCAGAGUUCUUGCACAACUGUGAGGAGGAGGACGCCUGGUUGAGGGAGCGCAGUCAGCUGGUGGAGGAUGCGGCCCUGGGCCGGGAUCUCAGCCAGAUCGCAGACGCCCUGCGGAAACACAAGGCCCUGGAAGCCGAGCUCCACCGCCACCAGGCCGUGUGCUCGGAUCUGGUGCUGAAGGGGCUCGAUCUGAGCGCCCGCGGGCCCCCGACGCAGCCGGAUCCCCGGGAGCGGGCGGAGGCGGUGCAGAGCGCGUGGCAGCUGCUCCGGACCCGGGCAGCGGGGCGCGGCGUGCGGCUGCAGACGGCCUUGCUCGUCCAGCAGUACUUCGCAGAUGCGGCGGAUGCGGCCUCGUGGCUGCACGAGCGGCGGCCCCCGCUGGAGAGCGCGUCCUGUGGGGAGGACCAGGCGGCCUCCGAGGCCCUGCUACUGCGCCACCUGCGUCUGGAGCGCGCCCUGCGGGCCUUUGCGGCCGAGCUGCUGCGAUUGGACGAGCAGGCGCGGGCGGCAGCGGCCCGGGCGUCGCUCACGGUGGUGUCUGCCAAAAGCCCAAAGAACCCAGGUGUCUGGAGUGAGGUUUCUUGCUACUCUGUCCCUGGAGACACCUCAAAGUUGGCCCUCCAGGAUAAGCCUGAUCUUGACUUUGACCCCAACACCAUACUUCAGACGCAGGACCGCUUGAGCCAGGACUAUGAGGGCCUGCAGGCCCUGGCAGAGCUCCGCAGGGCCCGGUUGGAGGAGGCGGUGGCCCUAUUUGGCUUCUACAGCUCCUGUGGGGAGCUUCAGUCAUGGCUGGAGGAGCAGAUGGUGCUGUUCCAAACGCUGCAGCCCCAGGCCCACAACUUGGAGGUCACACAGCUCCAGUAUGAGAAUGGCCUCACUGCCCUGGCUGUGGGACAGGGCCGCUGGGCAGAGGUCAGCCGCUUCGCCGAGCAACUGAAGCAGAGAUGUCCUGAGGACUCCACGAAAAUCCAGCAGCAGCAGGAGGAACUGAGCUGGAGGUGGGGACAGCUGGAGACCCUGAAGAAGGAGAAGGCCCUGCAGCUGGCAUGCAGUACAGAAGUGUUCAGUUCUCUGCAGGGGUGUGGAUCCAUACAGGUCCAGCUGCAAGAUGUGAUGCUCCAGCUGGAGGCCCUGGAGCCAGGGAGCUCAAAGGACAGCCACCGCACCCUGCAUCUGGCCCAACAGAAGAUCCUGGUACUGGAGAGGAGGAUCCACUGCCUCCAGAGGGUGGCCAUAAAUGUCAAGGAAUCAGACCCCACAGAGAGCCAGCUCCUACAAGCACAGGUGGAGGCGCUGCAGGGGCUGCUGAAGCAAGCACAGGGGCAAGUGGCCCAACAGGCCCAGGCCCAGGCUGAGGCUCGGGCCAGGCAGAGCUUCCUGCAGGAGAGCCAGCAACUACUGCUGUGGGCGGAGGGCGUCCAGGCUCAGCUGCGCAGCAAGGAGGCGCAGGUGGACGUGGCCUCAGCCCAGAGGCUGCUGCAAGAGCACCAAGACCUGCUGGAGGAGAUCCACCUACAGCAGGAGAGGAUGCAGCAGCUGGGGGUUCAGGGCCAGCCCAUGGCAGCCUUGGACUCCCCAGGCUCCCAAGAGGUGGCCAGUGCUGUGAGGCUUCUGGGCCAGCAAGGCCGGGAGCUGAAGGCUGCAUGGGAGCAGAGACAGCAGCAGCUGCAGGAGGGGCUGGAGCUGCAGAGGUUUGGCCAAGAAGUGGAUGGUUUCACUGCCACCUGUGCCAACCAUGAGGCCUUCCUACACCUGGACCACCUUGGGGAGGACGUGAUGGAGGCCCAGAGCCUGCUGCAGCAGCACCAGGAGUUUGGGCGGCUCCUGGGCACCCUGGACACUCGGGCUGAGGCUCUGCAGGCACAUGGCGAGAAGCUGGUUCAGAGCCAACACCCUGCUGCACACAAGGUCAGAGAGCAGCUGCAGAGUGUCCAGAUGCAAUGGGCACGGGUCCAGGAGAGGAGCAAGCAGAGGAGGAGGCAGCUGUUGGCUUCCCUCCAGCUCCAGGAAUGGAAGCAGGACGUGGCGGGGCUGAUGCUGUGGAUGGAGGAGAAGGGUCUGAUGGUGGCAGAUGAGUCCUCCCGAGCACCCAGCAACAUCCUGCAGAAGCUCAAGAGGCAUGAAGCAGCCAAGAGCGAGCUGCUGGCCACCCGUGGGCAUGUGGAGGGCCUGCAGCAGGUUGGGAGAGAGCUGUUGAGCAGCAGGCCCCCUGCCCGGGAGGACAUACAGGCCAGGCUUCAGGGCCUGAGUAGCAAGUGGGAAGAGUUGAACCACCAGAUGGCAGAGCGUGGGAACAAGCUCUGGCAGGCUAGACAGCAGGAGCAGCUCCUGGGGCUGAUGCAGGAUGCCAAGCAGAAGAUGGAGCAGCUAGAGGGGGCCCUGCACAGUGCAGAAAUGGGGCAGGACCUACGCUCGAGCCAGGGGCUGCAGAAACAGCAUCGCCAACUGGAGAGUGAGAGUGAAGCCCUGGCCGGCCAGAUGGGUGCCCUUGCCUUACAAGCCCACCGCAUAGCCAAUUCCCAGAUCAUCCUGGAGGGGACCCAGAAACUCCUCCAGAGGUUUGAGGCCCUGCAGGGACAUCUGGCCACCCGGCGCCUGCAACUACAGGCCUCUGUUGAGCUGUACCAGUUCUACCACCUGAGCAGCAUGGAGCUUCUGUGGGUGGCCGAGCACAUGCCCAGUACCAGCCACACCAACUACGCCAUGUGCAUGGAUGGUGCCCAGAGCCUUCGUCACAAGCACAAGGAGCUCCAGGCUGAGCUGAAAGCUCACCAGGGACAGGUGCAACAGGUGCUGGGUUCUGGAUGGAGCCUUGCAGCCUCAGGGCACCCCCAAGCCCAGCACAUUGUGGAGCAGUGCCAGAAGUUAGAAGGCCGCUGGGCAGAGCUGGAGCAGGCGGGUGAGACACAGGCCCGGCACCUGCAGCAGGCCAUGGCUCUCCAGCAGUACUUUCUGGAUGUGUCAGAGCUGGAGGGCUGGGUGGAGGAGAAGUGGCUGCUGGUGAGUAGUCAGGACCACGGCAGAGAUGAGGCAGCCACCUUCAGGCUCAUUAAGAAGCAUCAGGCUCUGCAGCAAGAACUAGCUAUUUAUUGGAACUCCAUGGAGGAGCUUGACCAGAGGGCCCAAGCCCUCACUGGCCCCAAGGCCCCUGAGCAGCUGGGUGUGGUGCAGGAGAGGCUCCGGAAGCAAUUGCAUGCUCUGCAGGACUUGGCAGCCACACGGGCCCGGGAGCUGGAGGGGACCCUGAAGCUGCAGGAGUUCAUGAGGGAGGCCAAGGACCUGCAGAGCUGGCUGGCUAGCCAGAUACAGGUGGCCAGAGGAGGAGAGAGCCUCGGAGAGGAUGGCGAGCAUGUCCUGCACCUCUGUGCCAAGUUUGCCAAGUUUCAGCGCCAAGUGGAGAUGGGUGGCCACCGGGUGGCAGCCUGCCAGCAGCUGGCGGAGAGCCUGAUGGAGUGUGGGCACAGCGCUGCCUCCGAGGCCCAUCAGACGCAGCAGGAUCUGCAGACUGCCUGGUCGGAGCUUUGGGAACUGACCCAGGCCCGAGGCCGCCUGCUCCGAGAUGCCAAAACCACCCUCGAAGUUCACAGAGACCUGUUGGAAGCCCUCACCCUGGUCCAGGAGAAAGCCACUAGCCUCCCUACUGAUGUGGUCCAGGACCUGCAUGGGGUGGAGGCCCAGCUAAGGAGACACAAGGGGCUGGAGUGUGAACUUGUGGGCAUGGAGCGGCAGCUGCAGGAACUGCUGGAGACUGGAGGCAGAGUGCAGAAGCUGUAUCCAGGGCCUCAGGCCAAUGCCGUGCAGCAGAGGCAGCAGGCUGUGAUGCAAGCCUGGGAGGCCUUGCGGCUGCGUGUGGAGCAGCACAGGGCCCAGCUGGAGCGGGCAUGCCUCCUGGCCCGCUUCCACACAGCGGUACAAGACUAUGCCUCCUGGGCAGCCAGUGUGCGGCGGGAAAUGCAGGUAGAGGAGAGCUGCCAGGAGCCCGGCAGUGGCCCGCUAAAGCUCAGUGCCCACCAGCAGCUUCGGGCGGAGCUGGAGGCCCGGGAGGAGCUGCAGCAGCGGGCCAUCCAGCUGGGCCAGCAGGCACUUCUGGCUGCAGGGACACCAACCAAGGAGGUCCAAGAAGGGAUGCGAGCCCUGCAGGAUGAGAGGGACCAGGUGUUCCAGGCCUGGGAGAGGAAGCAAGAGAAGCUGCAGGCUGCACAGCGGGAACAGCGCUUCCUCAGAGAGUGUGGCCACCUGGAUAAGAUCUUCACGGCCCAGGAGGUCUCCCUGAAAACCAGUGCCCUGGGGUGCUCAGUGGAAGAGGUGGAGCAGCUGAUCCGCAAGCAUGAGGACUUCCAGAAGGUGCUGACAUCCCAGGACAAGAAGGAGGUGGCUCUGCGUGAGCAGCUGCAGACACUCCAGGGCCCCAGGCUGCAGGACUUGCUUCACACAGUGCUGGAGCAUCGGGCUCGAGUGAAGCAGCUGGCAGAGAGCCGGGGACACGCCCUGCACACCGCCCUGCUGGUGGCCAGCUUCACCAGGGCCGCGACCCAGGCUGAGGACUGGAUCCAGGAGCGGGUCCAGCAGCUGAAAGAGCCCAUCUCUCCCGGGGACUUGAAAGAUACGUUGAAGCACCUGCACAAACACCAGGACUUUGAGGCUGAGGUCCAGGCCCAUGAGGAGGUCGUGACCUCUGUUGCCAAGAAAGGUGAGACCCUCCUGGCACAGAGCAACCCUGGGAGAGGAGAGGUCUCCCAGACGUUGCAGGCACUGCAGACGCACUGGGAGAAACUGAAGCAGGCGGUGGCGCUCCGGGGCCAGGACCUGGAAGACAAGCUGAACUUCCUGGAGUUCCUGCAGAGGGUGGACCUCGCAGAGGCCUGGAUCCAGGAGAAGGAGGUGACAGUGAAUGUCAGCAACUUGGGCCAGGAUCUCCAGCACUGCCUGCGGGUCUGCAGCUGGCUCCGUGAGUUCCAAGGAGCCUUGGCCAGGGACAUGGCAGCAGGUGAUGCCCACGUUAGGAUCAUCAAUGACUUGUCACUACAGCUCAAGAACCGGGAUCCUGAGGAAGUCAAGAUCAUCUGCCAGCGGCGAAGCCAGCUUAACACCAGGUGGAUGAGUUUCCAUAGCAACCUGCUCCGGUACCAGCAGCAGCUCGAAGGGGCCCUGGAGAUACACACAUUGUCCCGAGAGCUAGACAAUGUCACUGAGUGGAUUGGGGAGAAGGCUGCCCUGAUCCAGGCCCUGAACUACAGGAAAGAUCUGGAGAGCGUGCAGAGGCUGCUGUGGAGACACGAGGAGCUGGCACAGGAAAUGCGCCUCAUCCAGGCCCAGGUGGAGUCUUUGGAGCGUAAGGUGGGCCACCUCUGCCAGAGAAGCCCUGGGGCAACCCACAGCCUCAGUCGCAAGCAGCAAGAGAUGAUGGACAGCUGGUGGCAACUCCAGAGCAGGGCCCGAAAGCGGAGGGCGUCGCUGGAUGCCUUGCACCAAGCUCAGAAACUCCAGGCAAUGCUGCAGGAAUUGCUGGUCUGGGCACGGAGGCUACGGGCUGAGAUGGACAUGCGAAGGGCUCCCAGCAGCCCUGCGGAAGCGCAGCAUAUGUUAGAAGAGCACCAGGAGCGCAAGGCUGAGCUGGACUCCCGGACAGACAGCAUCAGCCUGGCCCGAAGCACUGGGCAGCAGCUGCUUGAAGCUGGGCACCCAUCCACCCCCGCCAUUCGCCAGGCCCUGGUCGGUUUAGAACAGGAGCUGAGCAGCCUGGAAGGGGCCUGGCAGCAGCACCAGCUGCAGCUGCAGCAGGCCCUGGAGCUACAGCUGUUUCUGAGCUCUGUGGAGAAGAUAGAACGUUGGCUCUGCAGCAAGGAAGUCUCCCCAGCCAGUGAGGGUCUCGGGGACCCCUUGGCCAAUGUGGAGACCCUCCUUCAGAAGCACAAGAUGUUUGAGCAGGACCUGAAGGCACAGGCAGAAAAGAUCAGCACGCUGGAGGCCACAGCCCACAACCUGCACCAGGGUGGACACCCCGAGGCCCUGAGCGCCCUGGACAGGUGCCAGGCCGUGCUGCUGAGGAAAGAGGCCCUCCUGGAGCGAGCCAGGGCCCAUCGUCAUCAGUUGGAGGAGCUCCAGCAGCUGAAGACUUUCCUGCAGGAUUCCUAUGAGAUGGUUUUGUGGCUGAGGGAGAAGAACCAGGUGGCCUUGGAGGAGGGUUGGAGGGACCCAACCAUGCUGCAGGCCCAGUUGCAGAAGCAGCAGAAUUUCCAGGCUGAGCUGGACAUGAGCAUGCACCAACAACAAGAGCUGCAGACGGAGGGACAGAAACUGCUGCAGGGGAGCCACCUGGCCUCAGAGGCCAUCCAGGAGCGGCUGCAGGAGCUGGAAGAGCUCUGGGGUGAGCUACAGGCCAACUGCCAGAGAAAGGUGGCCAAGCUACAAGAGGCCUGCGAGGCCCUGUGUCUACGGCGGAGCAUGGAAGAACUGGAGAGCUGGCUGGAGCCUGUGGAGGUGGAGCUGAGAGCCUAUGGCAGGGGCCAGGACCUGCUUGUGGUGGGCGAGCUCCUAGGGGCACAGAAGGAGCUGGAGGCAGCAGUGGACAGGCAGGCCAGGCAGGCGCAGGCCCUGUUGGGUCAGGCCCAGGCCUUGGUACAGAAAGGCCACUGCCUCAUCCAAGACACAGAAGAGCAGGCCCAGCAGUUGCUCCGGAGGUUCGACAGCCUGCGGGAGCCCCUGCAGGAGCGUAGGGCAGCCCUGGAGGCCCAGAGCCUCCUCUUGCAGUUCUUCAGGGACGUCGAUGAGGAAAUGGCUUGGGUGCAGGAGAAGAUGCCCCUGGCCACCACCCAGGACUACGGCCAGAGCCUGAGUGCUGUGCAGCAUCUGCAGGAGAAGCACCAGAACUUGGAGAGUGAAAUGAGCAGCCACGAGUCUCUGACCCGGGCAGUGGUGGGCACCGGGCAUAAGCUGGUGCAGGCUGGGCACUUUGCCACCCAUGAGGUGGCCGCCCGGGUGCAGCAGCUGGAGAAGGCCAUGGACCACCUGCGGACAGAGGCAGCAAGGAGGAGACUGCUGCUGCAGCAGGCUUGGGAGGCCCAGCAGUUUCUGACGGAGCUCCUAGAGGCAGGAUCCUGGCUGUCCGAACGGGGCUGUGUCCUGGACAGCGAGGACAUGGGCCAGAAUGCCGAGGCCACACAGGCCCUUCUGCGGCGGCUGGAAGCCAUCAGGAGAGAUCUGGAGGGAUUCAGCCCACGCAUGGAACAGCUGCACCAGACAGCAACACUCCUGGAGGGCAGGCAGAACCCAGAAAGCCGCAAGGUGCUAGCUCGGCUGCAGGCAGUGAGGCACGCCCAUAUGGAGCUGCUGCGGAGGGCAGAGGGCAGGGGACAAGGCCUGCAGGAACAGCUGCAGCUGCACCAACUGGAGCAGGAGACCCUACUCCUUGACGCCUGGCUGACCACCAAGGUGACCACUGCCGAGUCUCAGGACUAUGGGCAGGACCUGGAAGGCGUUAAGGUGCUGGAAGAGAAGUUUGAUGCUUUCAGAAAGGAAGUCCUGAGCUUGGGGCAGGCCAAGAUGAAGGCCCUGAGGGAGAUGGCAGGUGCCCUGGAACGAGGAGCUCCCAGGUGCUACCCCCAGAUUCAAGCCCAGAAGAGCCGUAUGGAGGCCACUUGGGAGAGGCUGGACAAGGCAAUAAAAGCCCGCACAGAGAACCUGGCCACAGCCCACAAGGUCCGCAGCUUGGAACAGGUGGCAGCUGAGCUCCGGGACUGGAUGCAGGAGAAAACCACUCUCGUGGAGGGAGACGACCGUGGCCACAGCCUGUCAUCCAUGCAGACCCUGCAGCAACAGCAUAAGCGGCUGGGGAAGGAACUAGCAGCUAUGGAGAAGAAGGUGGCACGGGUGCAGAUGGAGGCCUGCCAGCUGGGCCAGCUACACCCUGCAGCUCAGGAGAGCCUGGCUGAGUGGCUGGCCAAGGUGCAGGAAGCCUGGGCCACCCUGGAGGCAAAGGCCCAGGAGCGGGGCCAGUGGCUGGUACAGGCUGCCCAGGGCCACGCCUUCCUCAGGCGCUGUCGAGAACUGCUAGCAUGGGCUCAGGACAGGCAGGCACUGGUGUCCUCAGAGGAGCUGGCUGGGGACAUGGUAGAGGCUGAGCGGCUCCUUGAACAGCAUGAGGAGCUCGGGCAAGAACUCAAGGAACACUGCCUUCAAGCCCAGCACAUACUGCAGGAAGGGCAGCAGCUGGUGGACAGCAGCCACUUCAUGUCCCCAGAGGUGACAGAGUGUCUGCAGGAGUUGGAAAGGCAGUUGCGGGCACUCCAGGAGGCCUGGGUCCUGCGCCAGCAGCACUGUGAAGAGAGCUGGGGCCUGCAGAAGCUCCGGCAGGGGCUGAAGCAGGCCGAGGCCUGGCUGGCCUCCCGAGAAGGCCUCCUGCUGGAGCCCAACUGUGGGCACUCGGUAUCAGAUGUAGAGCUGCUACUCCGCAGACACCAGGACUUAGAAAAGCUGCUGGCAACCCAGGAAGAGAAGUUUGCCCAACUACAAAAGACGACAGAGAUGGAGCAGAAGCUGCUGCAGAAGGUGCAGGGGCUGAAACCCGGAAGAGUUGGCAGCCUGACAUCCUUCCAGCAGAGGCCCUCCAGACGCUGGGGGCCAGGAGUGCAGCUGGCUGAGACGAGGGACUUGCAGCCAGGUGAUGCAAAGGGUACCCCUGCCAUGGAGGGGUCUUUGGAGCUUAAGCAGCAGCUUCUGCCUGGGGGGAGGCAGCCCAGCUCAAGCUCCUGGGACAGCUGCUAUGGGACCAUCAGGGGCAGGUCCCUGAGCCUGUUCUCAGAUGAGAGGAUGGCAGCAGAGAAAGUGGCUUCCAUGGCCCUCCUUGACCUCAUGGGAGCCCAGUGUGAGAUGCUGAGGGACUGUCAUGGCAGGAGACACACUUUCUCCUUAAGGCUGAGCAGUGGGGCAGAGAUCCUGUUUGCAGCACCGUCUGAAGAGCAGGCUGAGAGCUGGUGGCGAGCCCUGGGCAGAGCAGCAGCACAGAGUCUGAGCCCAGAACUCAAAGCCAGACCUGUUGGCUUCCUGGCUGAGAGCGCUGGAGAAAGGUUGUCCAGCACAGCUGCUCUGCCCAGGUCUGGACCUUGAAGUGAACCCCAAGGCAACACUAAACCUCAGAGCUACAAGCAAGAACACACAGUAGGGGACCAGAAUGAGACUCAGCUACAGGCAUGAGGGUAUCUCUCUCCUGGCUGCUCAGUCCUAGGCUCUGCCCAAAGCCAGGCCAGGUCCCUCAAGACCAGCUUCUGGAAUAGAUAGUUCCUUAUUAGAAGAUAGGCCCCACCAAGGUCACAGCCAGAUGAAGUUACACUGUUGCUGCUGGUCCCAGGUCUGGCCGCCCUUACUGCAUGGCGAGAAAUAGCCAUUUGACUAAUCCUUGGCCUCACCCUGAGGUCUCUGCCUGGGUGAAGGGGACAGAUGUUAGAAAAGGUGGACAAAGCUAGGACUACAGCAGCAGAGGCCCCACCCCAUCCCCAGGCCAAACUGUUCUCCUCCCUGCUUGGAAAGGGUGGCCAUGAGCACCAGCAGACAUGAGCAGAUGCCCUGCUUUUCAGGGGAAGCUCACACUGAUGAGCUACCUCUGAUAGGUGGGGGAGACUUUUUUUUAACCAGUCCUUGCAUGUAUAUCCAAGAGUCUGGAAUGACAUGCCCCCUCUCAGUGGUAAUGACAGAUAAUCUCAGAUAAUGCAUUACAGAGAUUCAAACAAA